This is a messenger RNA of Eimeria mitis, 2196 nucleotides long. RefSeq lists its product as uncharacterized. The record is from RefSeq and is a predicted model, not a curated record. NCBI's taxonomy places the organism in Eukaryota, Apicomplexa, Conoidasida, Eucoccidiorida, Eimeriidae.
AUGGGCGGUGGAGGGUCAACGGUGCGCAGCGGCCGCAUGCUGCUGCAGUUGCUGCGGCUGCCGCUGCUGCUGCUGCUGGUAGUGGCGCUGCUUCUGGUUGCAUUGCGCGUUCCCCCUGCUGCAUGCGGCGCUGUGAGCAGCGAUGCAUCGCUGGGGGCCUCUGGGCAGGGGCCCCCUGAGGGCCCCCCGAGGCCUAUUCGUGCAGCAAAUGUUGCAACACAGCGACGGGUAGGAGGAGCAAGAGGAGCAACAAGAAAGAUGAAGACAGCUAGAGCAGCAACAAUGAGGAGUUUGUCUGUGCGGCCAUCUCGGCGGGGCCUGACAGCAAGAGGAAGGGGGGGGUUACUUGGUGCUGCACCAGGAGGAGAUGCAGCAGCACUGCAGCGAUCCACGCGGCUGAUGCUGGAAUCUUAUAGAAGAAGCACAAUGACGUUAAAGGCGCAGCAGAGGUCAGGCAAGCAGUCUGCUCUGUUGCUGCUUGUAUCUGUUGCUGUUGUUCUCGCUGUGUCUGUUGUUCUAGCUGAGAGGAAAGCAGCAGCAGCAGAAUACGCACGUGAGAUAGAGGAAGGGAAAAUGCUAUCGGAUGCAGAUAAAGCAUCAGUGCAGCAGGAUCUUGUUUCUGCUGCUGCUGCUGCUGCUUAUGCCCGCCGAGAGAUGGACGCAUUGCUGCAGCGGGAGAGAUCAGCUAAGGAAGCUUUGAAGCUGCUGCAGCAACGAAGGGAAACAGCAUCAUCGCGUGCAGCACAGGCGUUGCUGGCAGCGCAUGCAAGCAGUGAUGAGAAUGUAGCUCGAGCUCAAGCAAGAAUAGAGAAAGCUGCAGCCGAAAGAGAUGCAGCAAAGCAAGAACUGGAGGCAUUGCUGCAGCUCGAUGGACUUACACCUGAAAAAGCGGGAGAGUUUCUCGAGUCAGCUGCACAAGAGUGGGCGCGAUGGACGCAGGAGGAGGAGCAGGUGACAGCAUCACUAGCUGAGAUACGUGCUGCAAUGGAAGCAGGAGCGAAGCAAGAAGUACAGAGGAAGGUUGUUGAGCUGAGUGCUGUACAGCAGGAAUUAGAAGCUUUAAGAAAUGAAGUUCAGUUACUAGAAGGAGAAAAUGCAGAAGAAAGGGCAAAAGGUAGUGCAGGAUCUGAACUAGAGAAAGCUGUUGCUUGCUUACAAGAGGAAAGAGCUGGAUUGCUGCAACAAGUGCUGGAGGAAAGGCAACAAGUAGACAAUAUAUCUGCAGGUAAAGAGGAUUUAAAAAGAGAAAUCACAAAAAUACAAGAAGCAAUAGAUGCAGCUCAAGCAAAACUUGUUGUAUUAGGUAAAACACCAACAACAUGGGUUGCCGUAGAUACAUCGUUGCUGUUUAAAGAAGAAAUUCAGCUUAUAGAGGCACAGCGACGUGUACAGCUGCUGAAGGCGCAGCAAGAGUUGUUGAGUGAGGAGUUUAAAGAUAUUGAUUUAUCUGGGGAAGAGCUAGAAGUAAAGAGAACAGAAAGCGAACUCCGGCUUAAUACAGAUAGCAGCGAGGAAGCUAUGACGGUUACUGAGCUUCUUAUUGCUUUACAAGAAGGAGUUGAAUCAGGCGUUGGCGCGGAACUAGUACAACGUAUAUGGGAAGAAACACAAGCAAAACUAAGUGAAAUGGAGAUGAAACUUGAACUAUCAGAAGAAUUGAUAGAAACGCUCGAGGUAGAGGCACACGGAAUGAAGUAUGAAGGGAACAGAGCAAUGUAUGGAAACGAUAUGUUUGUGCAAGCACCACCAGAACCAGCACAAGAAGAAGAACAGCAACAAACUGCUGUAGAUGGGCCUCCACUACCAACGGAACAGGCAGAGCCAACACAAGAAGUUGCAACUCCCCAGGCAGCAGAAGGCCAGGAGGAGGAGGAGGAGGAAGAAGAAGAAGAAGAAGAAGAAGAAGAAUACGACGAAGACGAAGACGAAGAAGAAGACAGCGAUGACGGUGUGCUGAUGUAUGCGGGCGAAGAAGUAGAUGAGAUCCCUGAAGGAGAAGAUCAUAUGGACCUUGGUGAACUUGAGGGAUUCACAAUGAAAAAUGUAUUGCAGCUGCGUACACCAGAAUUCAGAGAAAGAAGCGGCGAAGGAAACCUGAAACUGCCUCGAGAGGAAGAGUUCCCGACACCGCAAAUGAGCCAAGAAGAAAGAGAUGAACUACGAAGGGCAAGGCAACUCAGACAAAAGAAAAAAUAA